This is a messenger RNA of Penicillium alfredii, 1083 nucleotides long. RefSeq names its product WD40 repeat domain-containing protein. Bases 1 to 1083 code for a protein of 360 amino acids. Gene Ontology annotation, biological process: mitotic spindle assembly checkpoint signaling. Gene Ontology annotation, cellular component: kinetochore; bub1-bub3 complex; mitotic checkpoint complex. NCBI's taxonomy places the organism in Eukaryota, Fungi, Ascomycota, Eurotiomycetes, Eurotiales, Aspergillaceae. The record is from RefSeq and is a predicted model, not a curated record. The transcript has 3 exons. Gene Ontology annotation, molecular function: ubiquitin binding.
AUGUCGUCCAAUCAAUUCACUGUGGCGUCACCGCCCGCAGACGCCAUCUCCGCUUUGAAGUUUUCGCCUGACCCCAAUUCCGCGCGGAUCGCCGUGUCGUCAUGGGACAAGAAUGUGUAUCUGUACGACCUGCGCGAUGAGAACGGCAUAGUGGGAGAAGGGAAGCUUUUGCAGAAGUUCGAGCACCGGGCGCCUGUGCUGGAUGUCUGUUUCGGGAAGACCGAGAAUGAGAUCUAUACGGCGGGUUUGGAUUGGGAUGUGCGGAAAAUUGAUGUGAAUACUUCCACGCAAACUGUCCUCAGCAGCCACGAAGCCGGCGUGCGCAAUGUCGUGUACAGCCUCGAACACAACCUUAUCAUCUCGGGCUCGUGGGACUCGACACUCCAUGUGCACCGGCCGGACGCCGGCGCCAACCCUGAUUCCUUGCCCACCAUCGUUCCGCUCCCUUCGAAACCCUUCUCGUUGUCGCUGACCGCCACGAAACUGGUUGUGGCCAUGGCGUCGCGCGCACUGCACAUCUACGACCUGAAGGCGCUGGCUCUGCUGUCGGCGCAAGCAGAUGAGACGGCCGCGGGUGGCAACCGCGUUGAAGUCGAGCCGUGGCAGCGGCGCGAAAGCAGCCUGAAGUUUAUGACACGGUCUGUUGCCUGCAUGCCCGACGAUGCCGGGUACGCUUCGUCCAGUAUCGAGGGGCGCGUGGCUGUCGAGUGGUUCGACCCCUCGCCCGAAUCCCAGGCGCGCAAGUACGCUUUCAAGUGCCAUCGUCAGACCUCAGAGGAUAAUGUCGAUGUGGUGUACCCGGUAAACGCGCUGGCCUUCCACCCCGUGCACGGGACCUUUGCAUCAGGCGGCGGCGAUGGCGUCGUGGCUCUCUGGGAUGGCAUUACGAAGCGCCGCAUUCGCCAGUACCAGAAGUAUCCAUCCAGCAUUGCGGCAGUUGCCUUUAGUGGCACUGGUAGGCACCUGGCCAUUGCGAUCAGCCCUGGGUUCGAAGACGGCAAGGACGAUGUGCCGGAGGGCAUAGUGAAGAUCUUUGUGCGAGAGCUGGGCGAGACCGAGGCCAAGGGGAAGGGGGCAAAAUAA